Molecule: messenger RNA, 676 nt
Organism: Pyrenophora tritici-repentis Pt-1C-BFP
Lineage: Eukaryota; Fungi; Ascomycota; Dothideomycetes; Pleosporales; Pleosporaceae
Product: ubiquitin-40S ribosomal protein S31 fusion protein
Biological process (GO): protein ubiquitination; modification-dependent protein catabolic process; translation
Cellular component (GO): nucleus; cytoplasm; ribosome
Molecular function (GO): structural constituent of ribosome; ubiquitin protein ligase binding; protein tag activity
Source: RefSeq, a predicted model, not a curated record
AACCAUCUGCUCCAGCCAGGACGACAAACCCCCUUUGUCUAGCCACGAUGCAGAUCUUCGUGAAGACCCUCACUGGCAAAACUAUAACAUUAGAAUGUGAAAGCGCGGAUACCAUCGACAAUGUGAAGUCCAAGAUCCAAGACAAGGAGGGAAUUCCCCCAGACCAACAGCGUCUCAUCUUCGCCGGAAAGCAACUCGAAGAUGGCCGCACCCUCUCCGACUACAACAUCCAGAAGGAGUCCACUCUCCACCUGGUGCUCCGUCUGCGUGGAGGAGCCAAGAAGCGCAAGAAGAAGGUCUACACCACACCCAAGAAGAUCAAGCACAAGCGCAAGAAGACCAAGCUAGCCGUCCUCAAGUACUACAAGGUCGACGGCGACGGCAAGAUCGAGCGCCUUCGCCGCGAGUGCCCUCAGCCCGAGUGCGGUGCCGGUGUCUUCAUGGCUGCCAUGCACAACCGCCAGUACUGCGGAAAGUGCCACCUUACUUAUGUCUUUGACGAGGCUAAAUAAGCGUGCGCUUCACGACUACGACAACACCGGGGUUACGCGGGUUACGACGACAUAGAUGGAUGGAUGAGUUACGGCAUCAUGGGUCAAAUGGGAGGAACGGGUUAGGUUUCGCCUGCAUGUCGGACAUUUAACAUCAAUCAAUCAAAUCAUCACGGACUUGUCAA